Messenger RNA from Papilio polytes (common Mormon), 1933 nucleotides. RefSeq names its product juvenile hormone epoxide hydrolase-like (gene Jheh-lp1). Gene Ontology annotation, molecular function: epoxide hydrolase activity. The transcript is spliced from 7 exons. Gene Ontology annotation, biological process: epoxide metabolic process. The record is from RefSeq and is a predicted model, not a curated record. Lineage: Eukaryota; Metazoa; Arthropoda; Insecta; Lepidoptera; Papilionidae. Bases 290 to 1651 code for a protein of 453 amino acids.
CAUAUUUCUUACACAAUUUUUUUAAUUAAAAAUUUACCGUUUUUUUUCACUACCAAUUGAUUAAAUUAGUUUUUAGCUCAAGGCUAGCAACGAUGCAUGGGCAGGGUCAAGGUCGUAUUACACAUUUGCUGUAGAUAGGCUGCUCUGGUGUCAAUACCUCAUAUACAUCGAAAUUCAUAAUUCCGGCACGCGACGCCGAAGUGAGCGGUCGCGACGUUUCAACAUUCUCGUUUUUUAAAUUGCCUCAGUUUGUGUUUUUCUCUAGGAGUGAUCAACCGGCUAACAAAAGAUGUUGAAGGUUUUAACAAUCAUCGUUGCUCUGAUUGCAAUUGCGAGUUAUGGAUUCAUAAGUUAUCUUCAGCAAACGCCUGAACUACCUAAAAUUGAUUACGAUCGGUGGUGGGGCAAUGGACCAAAAGUUGCCGAAGACACGGCGGUUCGGCCGUUCAAAAUUGAAUUUAACGAUACGAUGAUAGCAGAUUUGAAGUCUAGGUUAAAAAACAGGCGUCCGUUGACAAAACCUUUGGAAGGUAUAAAGUCAGAAUAUGGAAUAAACACGAUAUAUUUAGAGAAGGUUUUAAACUAUUGGGUUGAAAAAUACGAUUUUAAAGAGAGAGCCAACAACUUAAAUCAGUUGCCGCGUUACAAGACACGCAUUCAAGGAUUAGAUAUACAUUUUAUAAGAAUGAAACCUAAAGUGCAAGGAGUGAAGACGUUGCCCCUACUAAUGUUACACGGAUGGCCAAGUUCUUCUAAAGAGUUCCAGAAAGUUAUACCUUUGUUAACUACCCCAAGAACUGGACACGACUUUGUGUUCGAAGUAAUAGCUGCGGAUUUGCCCGGCUAUGGUUUCUCCGAGGGCACGAAUAAGCCAGGUCUCUCUGCUCUCCACAUCGGAGUCAUAAUGAGGAAUCUCAUGCGACGCCUCGGUUACAACCAGUUCUACAUACAAGCCGGCGAUUGGGGAUCGAAUGUUGCCACUCACAUGGUCACUGUUUUCCCGGAUGAGAUAUUAGGAUUCCACACCAACAUGCCAAUGUCCGCAAGACCUUACAGUUAUUUGAAACUAUUCCUCGGAUCUUUCGUGCCCACAUUCGUAGUGGAUCCGAAGCACGCGCACAGAAUAUACCCGCUGUCAAAUUACAUCUCGUACAUAUUAAGAGAAAGCGGAUAUUUUCACAUACAAGCCACCAAGCCAGAUACCAUCGGCGUUGGCUUAACUGAUUCCCCUGCGGGUAUGGCAGCUUACGUGAUGGAGAAGAUCGGCGUGUGCACGAACAGGGACCAGACAAACACGGACCACGGUGGUCUCGCCGGCUUGGAACUGGAGGACGUACUCGAUACGCUCACCAUCAUAUGGAACAACAACUGCAUUGUCACCUCCUCCAGACUGUACGCUGAGGGUUUUAGCAAGGAGACCAAGAUUAUUGAUAACAUUCCAACAAAAGUGCCCACCGCUGCCGUCAAUUUCCGCUACGAAGUCGUGUACCAUCCGGACUGGAUGCUGAGAGACAAGUUCCACAAUCUAGUUCAUUCAACUAUUCAUGAUUUCGGCGGACAUUUUGCCGGCUUACAAACACCUAAAGAGCUUGCUGACGACAUUUUCCUAGGAAUGACUGCCAUUUUAGAGUUCCACAAGAAAGAAACGUAAAAACUGUUUUGUAGGUUCUUUCAUUUAGUUUGAAAUGUAUUUGUAUCCAAUGAUCAAAAAAUAAAUGAGCUUAUUAAAUGAUAAUUUCAUUAGUUCGUUGUGAGCAUGUUAUGAUGUAAUGCUAAUUACGUUUAUGAAAUUACAUAGAUAUGUAAUGAUUGUAUAAUAUUCAAGCGACUGAUGUACGAAACAACUAAGCUACGUUACUUACUAGUUAUUUAAAUGUACUAUCAAUUUUUCAUUUUAAAGGUAUGUAAAUAAUAAAGCAAAACCUAUAAAACA